UCGCAGAUGCGAGAAUCGCCCAGCAGCAUCUCAGCCGAGCAGCAGCGCAAAAAUGCACUGAAAUACGCAUCUUAGGACAUUUCCACCCUCUUUCGGUUUGCCAUGAGGGCGUGUGAUGGGAAUAACGGCGAUGUUCGCACCGGAAUACGUCUCUUUAUUUUGAGAGAAAUGCGGAUUGUUUUGCGCUCGAGGUGUUAACGCAGAAAAAUAUUCAAAAAUGAAGAAGCAAUUCAAUCGGAUGCGACAGCUCGCCAACCAGACUGUUGGCAGGGCAGAAAAAACAGAGGUACUGAGUGAAGACCUGCUACAGGUGGAGAAGCGUUUAGACCUGGUAAAGCAGGUCUCUCAUAGCACACAUAAGAAGCUGACUGCCUGUCUGCAGGGACAACAAGGCGCCGAUUUAGACAAGAGAUCAGUCAAAUCACCCGCGAAAAAGUUGCCCCUGACGACACUUGCUCAAUGUAUGGUGGAGGGAGCAGCUGUGUUAGGAGAUGACUCUCUUCUUGGUAAGAUGCUGAAGCUCUGUGGCGAUACAGAGGAAAAGUUGGCCCAAGAGCUGCUCGUCUUUGAGUUACAGAUUGAAAGAGAUGUUGUGGAGCCUCUGUAUGUGCUGGCUGAGGUGGAAAUUCCGAACAUUCAGAAACAGCGAAAACAUUUAGCCAAACUUGUCCUGGACAUGGAUUCUGCAAGGACACGGUGGCAACAGUCAUCCAAGUCUUCAAGCCACCCUAGUAAUGUGCAGCAGGGUGGAGCCAAGUCUGAGUCCCUGAGAGAGGAAAUGGAGGAGACGGCCAAUCGGAUGGAGAUCUGCAGGGACCAGUUAUCAGCGGACAUGUACAACUUUGUGGCCAAAGAAAUAGACUAUGCAAACUACUUUCAAACGCUCAUAGAGGUUCAGGCAGAGUACCACAAGAAGUCUUUGGAGAUUCUGCAGAGUGUGCUGCCACAGAUCAAAGCUCACCAGGAGGCCUGGAUAGAGAAGCCAUCAUAUGGAAAGGCCUUAGAGGAACAUCUAGCCAUCAGCGGAAGGGAGAUUGCGUUUCCUAUCGAGGCAUGCGUCACCAUGCUGCUAGAAUGUGGCAUGGAGGAAGAGGGUUUAUUUCGGGUGGCUCCCUCGGCCUCCAAGCUGAAGAAACUUAAGGCGUCACUGGACUGCGGGGUUCUUGAUGUGCAGGAGUACUCAGCCGACCCACAUGCCAUCGCAGGGGCAUUGAAGUCUUAUCUUCGUGAACUUCCCGAACCUCUAAUGUCCUUUGAACUUUAUGAUGAAUGGAUUCAAGCCUCAAAUAUUCAAGAUAUGGAUAAAAGGCUUCAAGCCCUGUUGGGUACAUGUGAGAAACUACCAUCAGACAAUUUGAACAACUUCAGAUAUCUAAUCAAAUUCUUAGCCAAACUCACAGAGCAUCAAGAUGCUAAUAAAAUGACACCAGGUAACAUUGCAAUAGUUCUUGGACCCAACCUGCUGUGGACACAUUCGGAAGGAAACAUGACGGAAAUGAUGACCACCGUGUCCCUGCAAAUCGUUGGCAUCAUUGAGCCGAUCAUCCAGCAUGCUGACUGGUUCUUCCCUGGAGAUAUUGAGUUCAACCUGACAGGCAGCUAUGGCAGCCCAGUCCACACCAACCACAACUCCAACUACAGCUCAAUGCCCUCACCAGAUAUGGACCAAUCAGAUCGCAAGCAGCAGCACGACCAGGGCCGACGCCCACUCAGUGUUGCGACUGACAACAUGAUGCUGGAAUUCUACAAGAAGGAUGGCAUUAGGAAAAUUCAAAGUGUGGGUGUCAGAGUGAUGGACACAUCGUGGGUGAAGGGCAAAAGUUCCUGUACGCUGGCCCGCAAAGCCUCCUCCACGCCUCCCAGCGCACAACCGCCCGGCUCUCCUGCGGACACCCUGAUCACUGAGCAGCCCGGUGAGCUGGCCACAUCUCCAAUCCCCACCCCCCCUCCUGGAGACAGGGGCAGCUCAGACGACGUGUCGCCCAAUCGGCCGGAUUCCUCACAUGUCUAUGCGUCCCACGUGGAGGAGCGGCCACCCCCUCCUUACCCUUCCUCGUCCACCCACCACUUCUACCCCAAGCCCCCUCCCUGCGCUCGGCCCGUGGCCCCCGGCCCCGAGUCACAGCCUCCCGGCUCCCCGCCUCCGCCCCUGCGCUGGGCCGGCUUCGGCCCACCCCUGCCCCUGCCCCAGCCCCAGCCACCCCCUUCCUCCUCUUCCUCCUCUUCCUCCUCCUCACUCGAUAUCAACUCCAACCCCAAGCCUAGCUGCCUGCACUUUCCCAAACACGGCCCAGUGUGUGACGCCCCGCAUGCCGCUCCGCCUGACGCCAAUGCCUCGCCCCUCUACAUUAAAACCCCUCUCGUGCUGACCCGCCACGACGUGUCCCUCGGAAACCCCCCUAGCCUCCCCUCCUCCGCCCCCCCGCCGUGGGCUGCCUGUCCAUGUGCCCGCGACAGAGGACCCCCCAGGCUGACUAGCACUCUGAAGAGCAAGGAACUCUCUCCUGUGAUUGGCCACAAGGCGGUGCAGGCGUCAGGUGCAACAGUGCCCCCUGUCAGCGGUCAGCAGAGCAACAGUCAGUCUCCCCACUCGGCAGAGCACAGCCCCCACACCUUACGCAAAGCGUCUAAGAAACUUGCCCCUGUGCCGCCCAAGGUUCCCUACGGCCAGUCGGGGGGGAUGUCAGACCAAUCCACAGGUCAGCCGUCUCCGGUUAGCCUGUCCCCCACUCCCCCAAGUACCCCCUCCCCUUACGGUUUGGGCUGUCCCCCUGGACAUGCGCCCACCUCUUCCCCAGGCCAGACCCCAUUAGGGGGACCCCAUACGUUGUCCUCGCCGCCCUCUCUGACUGGUACACUCACAAAGUCCCGACCCACCCCAAAGCCCAGGCAGAGGCCCAGCCUACCCCCUCCCCAGCCGCCCACCGUCCCCCCUACGGUCCCCCAGCCCUUGGAGCAGGGUCUACUUGACGGAUUGUCCCCCGGAGAGAGCAUGUCCACAGCAGAUUUCUUCAGUUUGGAAAUUCCCUCCAUCAAUGUCAAUCUGGACAGCCUGUUGGACGAGUUCAGGGUCCCAUGUCGGAGCUCCCUUGCUGCAAUCAGCUCUCCGGAGGGGGAGUCCGUGUCCGAGGAGGAGGGCCAAAGCACCACGCUAUGACCCCUGAGCCCACCCAUCAGCUUCACCCAGAACUUGCCCACUUCUGCUGAAGCCCAACUGGAACCCCACCUUGGCCAAACCCUGAGUCACGGAUACUACAUGAGAGACUAGAUAAGAUGCCAACUACACAACAGGUGCCAUAAAAAGCAACAGAAUGGAUUUUGUUCAAAUUGCCACCGAAGGAACCUGGAGUUUUGUUUUACGAUUCCUGUUUCUCUCUGAACGGUUCUGUCUGUUUCGUUUUGUUGUUGUGUUGUUGGUUUUGUUUGAUUGGGAUGUUUUUUUUAAUUAUUAUUUCUGCCUUAUCAGAGCUGCAAUUACAAUACAAUGCACAUAGGGAGCAGUCUGAAGAAUUUAAAGGAACCUCAUAAACUUUAUCUUGCUGGAGGCUUCGAACUGAGACCCACCCUCACGGUAUGAGAGUGGGCCAUCUUUGUUUUCCCAACAGGGUCCAUGCCAUGCUCUUUAUAGGUGACUUGGCAUAUAGCAUGUUUAAGUCUAAUUUUGCAAUGCUGAGGUCUUUCUUUCUUUCUUUCUUUCUUUCUUUCUUUCUUUCUUUCUUUCUUUCUUUCUCUCUCUCCAACCUACACUAUACACUACUUUAGCAAUCCAAUUCAAUGACCUUUCGCUAAGCCUCACCUUAAAAUGCUACUGACCAAUCCGGCCUUAGCAACUAUUGCCUUUCAUUAUAUUAUCAGACAAGUGCUAAUUUCUAGGCUGUGUUCCAAACCGGAUAAAUCCGCCUCCAACUGGCAUUUCAGAGUGAGAACAAUCAUGGCCGCCAUAUUGAAGGAUCAUUUCAAAUCGGAGUGCUCAAAACUGGCCACUUCAAAAUGAAGGAUUUCAAAGGGUAAUUGACCCUUCGUUCCCAUGAUCCCCCAGCGUACACAAUUGUGUGAUUACAGCCCAUCUUUAAUUGGCUCGGCAAAGAUGUGACCUCUUCUGUGAACUUUUGUUUUUUGGUCCCCUAUACCAUUCAGGCCUUCAAAGUUCUCACUCUUGAGGGUAAACCCUUUAAAGGGCAUAGGGAUAAAUCCUUCAGAAUAGAACGCAGGGCAAAUGUAUUUCUAUGGAAGUUAGAAGUUUUAAGAUAGUUUUAAAUGGAAUUUUCCCAAAAAUUAUCCAAGUAUACAGUAAACUCUCUUGUUGCCAGGGCACUUCAAAUAGUGAUAAAAGAUACACAUAUAAACACAGUUUCCCCCCUUUUACAAAUCUUUAAAUCUUGAGAAGUUCAAGUGCAUGAGGUAGUUUGAACAAUGCAUCAGCCCUUAUUUCUAAUUAAAGGAUUAGUUCACUUUAAAAUGAAAAUUAGCCCAAGCUUUACUCACCGUCAAGCCAUCCUAUGUUUAUAUGACUUUUUUCUUUCUGAUGAACACAAUCGGAGUUAUAUUAAUAAAUAUAAGCUUUAUAAUGGCAGUGUAUAUAAUGGCAAAAUGAGUAUGAAACUCAAGAAAGUGCAUUCAUCCAAAGCAAAACAUAUUCCACACGGCUCCGGGGGGUUAAUAAAGCAUCCGGCCUGCCAAUCAUCUUCAUCCGGCCCGAGGGCACCCCAACCUCCCUCCUCAUUUUUUCUUGGUGGUGCGGCUAAAUUUGAUUAGAUACAUGGCCGCAGUGGCGCUUGCAGCUGUACGGUUAUAUAUGCACUGUUCGUACCAUGCACGCUCCCCCGAUUAAACUGAGAAACAUUUUCUGUGCGAAUAUUUCAGCAGUUAUUAUGCAUGUCCUGUAUUUCUGUCGACUGAACCAUACCAAUCAUUUGUGAAUCAAUCAUUCUUUUGGCUUGAUUAUUUAUUUUCCGUGAUUGGCCAAACGCGCUUGCAUAAUGAUCUGAAACUAAUUGGAUUUGUUGGGACCGCUCUGUCACUGAAUCAUCUGAGGUGAUUUCUCGGUCAGUGACAACAAAUACAGAACAAAUAGCUCUGUUUUCAAGUGUUUCACAAGUUGACUUUGAACUACACAACACGGCCCACAUCCAGUGAGAAGCGUUUCAAUUCAACACACACCUCUCGGUAACAAGCCACAAAUCACUCGAUGAUUAAACUAGUUUUAAAUCAAAUGAAACAGCUUCAACAUUCCCAACAAGACUGUUGAGGAAAACAAGAGAAACAUGCCAUGAAUGAAGAUAGAAGACUUUAAAUCCCAAAAUCACCACAAAACAUUUACUAUGAACGAACUGUAGUAAUUUAUCAUGGUUUGAGGAAAUGUGGAAUAUUUAUAUUGAAUACUAUAGUCGUUUAUAUUGCAAUACAUUUAUUAGGUGGGUAUGGGAAUUAAUUUCUUUGUGAAGGUGUAGUUUUUACCUGUGUUAAGGCAUUGUUUAUAGGUCUAUAUAACAUAUCAUAAUAUAAUAUCCAUGUAUGGCAUGCCAUGUAUGGUUUUGCCUGUGGUUACCAAGUCUCACUGUCAGAAUAUUUUCAUUUAAGCCCCCCGGCCCACCUCAACUUUUUGAUUUGAUAAUCCGCCCUCGAAUGAAACUACUUGAAGAGCCCUGGCAUAGGACAUAGUAGUGUAAGCAUUUUGAACUGUGAGAGGCAUUACGGAAGUUGAAUACGGAAGGCGGUCCAAUUGUGUUCAUCUGAAAGAAGAAAGUCAUAAACACCUAGGAUGGCUUGAGAGUGAGUAAAGCUUGGGGUAAUUUUCAUUUUAAAGUAAACUAAUCCUUUAAAAUAUUCCAUCUCCAAUUCAUUCCUGUGGGGGAUUCAGUAAACAUUGUCUGAGUGAAGAACAGAAACCGAGGAGGUGGAGCUUAGCGGCGGGUCAGCUCAAUUAAUUUAUAUUUUGUGCGUUUAUCUGUGCUAAAACACUAUUAGAACUUUUUGAAAUGCACAAAAUACAGUAAUAGCAACACAGUGACAACUUCUGCAUUAGAGUGUAAAGACUCAACCAAAUAUAAUGAAACCUGAAAGCAAGGAAGGAAAUCCAGGGUUUCCACAGUCAUAUUUUAAUUGUGUCAUGGGAAAUUAAUAACAUUUUAAAAUAAAUCCUGUAAAAAAUGAUAGAAUUUUCUAUAGUUUAGAACGCUAAAAAGUUAGUUCUGAAGUAUUUCCUGUUCUAUUUCAAAAUCCUUAUCCUGGAAACUGGAAAAAAAAAAGCCUGUUUAUGGAAAUUCAUUGGUCAGAAGGCAUGGGAACCCUGGAAAUCUCAAUUCCUCACCUUUUACCCACAAAGCAGAAACAGUACUUGUGCUAAUAUGGGUCAAUGCAAACACGUUUCUGCAAAUGAUCAGAACUUUAGGCAGCCACUACUGAGAUCAACCACUGGUUCUGUUCUAAUGCACUGCCUUGCAUUUUCUGUUGUCUUUCCGCAUCCAUAUGCCCUCCAAAGUGCUUCAAAUGCAGUGCCACACUAUCCUUUAUGUAUAUACCAAUACUGUAUAUAAAGAUGUGUAGAUAAGUGUCAACGAGAGGACAAAUGUAAAGGCAAACAUGAGUUAUAUAUUCAUAAAUGUGACAUGCCAUAUUUAUCUUGUAUAGAGAUAAUGUUCUAAGUAUUAUUUUGUCCCUGAACACUUUUUGUCAGGUUCACAUAGCAAGUGAGUUUUUGCACUUUUGUAAGCCAUGAACUAGAUGUAGAAAUAUGAAUGCAGACGUGGCGGAAGUUUAGAUAGACUUGCUCCCGAGAGAGAUUUUUUCCCUAAACCAACCUCAUCGAUAACAGCCUUAAUCAACAGCAUAAAUCAACAACACAAUCUACUUAUUAUUAUUAGAAUAUAUGUUAAGAAGUCAACAGAUUAUACUGAUUGUAUAACAUCUCCUCAGUCUUAGUAUUGCAUUGCAACUGGCUGAUUAUAUAAAUGAAAAUUCACUGGCCCUAAAAUGUUUUUGGACACUUAAAAAUAUCUUAGAACUAGCCGUUUUUCCCCCCCUCAAUUACGUUUAUUCAACUGGAUGUAUAAUGUGAGUUCCCCAAAGCUGUUGUUCAACAUGAUCCAUGAAUGUUUGACUACCACAAUGUGUCCACAUACUUUUUAGGGCCACUAUAAUAGCAUAUCUCCCCAUAAAAUCAAUGGAAAGAAACUGAUUUAUAACUUGGCAGGGAUCCUUUUUGUGAAAUGUCAUCUCAAAGAUAUCAAGCCCUAAAAAUCCUUCAAAGUCUCAUUGCUUUUCCCCAGACAAAUAAUCUGAUGUCACACUGAGAUGGCACGAGUCUGGCCAUUUGUUUCAUCAGUAGACAAGACUAUACGAGACUACUGGAUGCUGCAAUUUCUCUUGUCUGAACUUGUACAAAAAACCGCAGGACUUUAUUAAGGUCAAAGAAACAUUUGCUCACUUCUGUCCCUUGGAAGGAAUGGGCACAACAAAGCGUCUCUGUUCUCAUACGAAGGACUCUACUUCCAACGGUGGAUAGCCAUGGCUUCUGUUUAUCUCUCUUUGAAUAAGCAUUAGUGUACGUCAGGGACAAAAGGACUUCUUUUUUUUUUUUUUUUUUUUUUUUUUGCUGAAAUGUGAUAUGCCUCAGUGUGUGUUCUUGAUGAAAUAUAGUCUAAUGAUUAUUGGUGACUGAGUAAUAGUUGUAGUGAUUACACAAUGAUAAUUGCAAGUGCCCUCACAUUCAGUAUUUAUAACCUGAAGCUAACGGCGAGUUUCGUGCGUACGUGAGGUUCUGUCUGUGCCGUUUCCCGCGGUGUUCUGUGAGGAGGCCGUUGUGUCUGUUCGAGUGUGCUGAUUGAAUGUGAUUUAGCCUUUACUUGGAAGUGCACUAGAGUAAAGGCCCCUUAUAGCAGCUGCAAUAGACGCAUGGUUUAUUUUCUUUAUAAACAUGAAACUUUUGCUCAUCUCUUUCUGUUAGCAAUCAUAAUGAAUGCUUAUGUUAUUGUUAACGAAGACGUGGGAGGGUUUUGUACAGUAUGUACAUGAAUUCUCAUUGCAAGACUGCAUCUGUUAUCACACAUUUUCCAAAGGUGAAAAGGCACAUCUUAGGGGCGUUUACACGACAUAUUUUUAACUUAAAAACGGAAAAUGAUACCGUUGUGGAUGUUCAUUUACAUGACAAUUGCAUUUUGGGGGCCUGAAAAUGCUAACUUUUGAAAACAAGUUUCAAAGUGCAAGUUUUUAAACGCGAUACUGUUAUCGUCUCUACGUAAAACUUCAAAAACGUGAAUUUGUGAAAAUGGCGACGUCAUGCGCAUGCGUAUUACGUGUUCAGUUUAUAGGCGUGUAGUGUUUUUUACAAAGUGACAUCGCCAUCUACUGGCCUGGCAUGAAUAAUACAGCGUUUUUAGUAGUUUUUAUGGAUCCGUUUGAAAGGGGAUUGUUUUGACAACUUUGUUGUCUGUACACAAAAAAAAAACACAAAAGAAAAACUUUUCCGUUUUUAAUAUACGCAGUUGUCGUGUAAACGUACCCUCAAUCUGAUCUGUAAAUUAAGCUAUUCUGUCAUCAGAUUCAGUUCUUCAUUUACAAGUGGCAACAUUCCUAUCCAGUCAAUGAAAUGUUCAUGAAACUGUUUAAAACAGAGUGGAUGUAAUAGCCAUGGAACUUUUUAAAGAAUUACAGCUGAAGAACUGUACAAACAUAAUUUUAACUGAUGAUUUGACACACAGAAUCUGUACAGGUGAAUCUCAUAACUGUCAAGGGUCAUAGUUCACCUCAAAAUUAGAAGAAAACAAAUAAGAAAUUGUAUUUCUGUAAAGAACAAGAAGCUUAUAAUAGCUUAAAUUAUUCAAUUAAACAAUUUUAAUGAUAAUUAAGCACAAUUUCAACACCAAAUGUCAUUACCGCAAUGGAAAAAAAAUAUAUAUAUAUUAUUUAAAUUGUAUUUAUAUGGUAGUAUGAUUUGUACUUCACUGAUGUAGAUUUAAAUAAAAAUAUUUGUAUUGCAGUCAUUUUUAAUGUACUUAUCAAGACGAUGUAACAAACAAACAAACAAAAAAUCUUAAUAGUCAUAUUUUUUUUUCUUUUGAUUUUGUCGUGAAAUGGCCUUACCUGGACAUGUUGUUGUGAAAUUCACCCGGAUGCUUUUCUUUGCAUUUUAUGUACUGAUUUUGGGGGAAAAAUCAGUGCAGAAAGACUUUUAAAUGAGAAAACGUGUUAAAUUCUUAUUGAGCACUGUAAGCAUUAUCAUACAAGUCAAAAUAGAUGUUAAACCGACAUGCAAAGCGUCAAAAAGACUCUCAUUACUUGCUUAAAUCAAGGAAGUUUAUGACAUGAAUGAUCUUUUCAAAAGAGAUGUAAUACACAGUUAUAAUAAUUUAUAUAGAUACAUUUAUUUAUUCAUUUAUCUGUGACAUUUUCAGCACAAAAUUAAAUGUUCAAAAAGAACAGAAUGGAUAAAGAACCCAACAAUCUGAAUUGAAGAUCUGAUCUUUUUCUCCAUACAGUCAUCAUCUGUUUUGAACAUUUUGGUUGAUACAUUUACAUAAUCCUGUUAAAGCCAGCAAGUUGGAGUGACAGAACAGAGCAUGCAUUUAAUUAUCCCCCUUAGAUAAUCAUGUGUGUGUUCAAUGAUACCAGAUCAUAAAGGGAAUCAACGAUGAACCAGGGAUGUGUGAACUUUAAAGGUUGAUCAGUGCACAUUAUCCAACAAUGUACAGCCCUCUCCACCUCUGCUUACCGAACUAAUGUACAAAUCUGCCUGUAUCACCCUCCUCAGCUUAGCAUAUCAGUGGAAGAACACAGUCUGUACUGUGAAGCCUGCCGCAGUCCUUAUCAGAAUGUCAGAAAUACAUAGAUAUAUAUUAAACUCUACAUUUGUAAUAAUA
Molecule: messenger RNA, 9857 nt
Organism: Megalobrama amblycephala (Wuchang bream)
Lineage: Eukaryota; Metazoa; Chordata; Actinopteri; Cypriniformes; Xenocyprididae
Gene: arhgap44a
Product: Rho GTPase activating protein 44a
Exons: 22
Coding region: 218-3157 (979 amino acids)
Biological process (GO): modification of dendritic spine; signal transduction; regulation of actin cytoskeleton organization
Cellular component (GO): leading edge membrane; intracellular anatomical structure; postsynaptic density
Molecular function (GO): GTPase activator activity; protein binding
Source: RefSeq, a predicted model, not a curated record